Ceraceosorus bombacis is the source of this 310-nucleotide messenger RNA. NCBI's taxonomy places the organism in Eukaryota, Fungi, Basidiomycota, Exobasidiomycetes, Ceraceosorales, Ceraceosoraceae. The record is from the annotation of a GenBank genome assembly.
AUGCGGAUUCUAGACGGUGACGUAAACGAACUAGGAGACGUCGGCGGGGACCCUGGGAAGGGUUGUCUUUCUUACUUGACGUGCCUGCACGAGCCUGAAAUCGGAUUAUCCGGAGCUAGGCUUGUGCGGUCGGCAGAGCUCGGCACCUUGCGUGCUGGGUCCGGUGCGUCCCCGACGGCCCUUGAAAAUCCUAGGGAGCAAACAAUUUUCGCGCCUGGUCGUACUCAUAACCGCAGCAGGUCUCCAAGGUGAACAGCCUCUAGUUGAUAGAACAAAGUGGGUGAGGGAAGUCGGCAAAACAGAUCCGUAA